Xyrauchen texanus (razorback sucker) is the source of this 5537-nucleotide messenger RNA. Its product is annotated as ninein-like. The transcript has 25 exons. Gene Ontology annotation, cellular component: centriole; centrosome; pericentriolar material. Gene Ontology annotation, biological process: centrosome localization; centrosome-templated microtubule nucleation; microtubule anchoring at centrosome. Bases 4 to 4074 code for a protein of 1356 amino acids. The record is from RefSeq and is a predicted model, not a curated record. NCBI's taxonomy places the organism in Eukaryota, Metazoa, Chordata, Actinopteri, Cypriniformes, Catostomidae. Gene Ontology annotation, molecular function: calcium ion binding.
CUGAUGGAUGGAGCGAGGGAUGAGUAUGAGGAACGAUUGAAAAAUGUUUUUGAGAGUUUUGACAGCAGAGGUUUAGGCUGUCUGUGUCCAGAGGAACUAACCGAUCUCUGUCACGCCCUUCAACUGGAGGAGAACACACUGAACACACUCGUACGCACACUGCUGCAGGACCAGCUCAGUGCACAGGUUGAUUUUGAGCAGUUUAAAGAUGUGCUGAUUCUUGUGUUAUCGAGCACAAAUACAAAUGAUCCACAGGAAUGUCCUGAACGACCAGAUUCCCCAGAAGUCCAGCCACGCUUUGUGAAGGGCAGUAAACGUUAUGGCCGCCGCUCUGCUCCAGAGUUCAUACACACACACACAGAUCCACACACACAGGCUGAAGAUGAGGAGGAAAAGGAUGAUGCUCAAGAGACUGAUGACAGGACUGUACCCAGGAAACAUGAGCGCUGGAAUGCUGAUUUGAGCAUUUCUGAAGAGUUUGAGGCAGAAGGUCAGAUGCACCUUUGGAACCCUGAUGAACCCAGCACACCACGUUACAAUGCAGUGCCACUCUGUGACUUGGAGGAGCAUUUGCAGAAUGCAUGUCGUGAACUCUCUCUACCAAUGAACGGCAUGGCCACACUCCAGCAGCUACACACAGUCUGCCAGCGUACUGGCAUAGAGGUGGGCGAGGAUGUGUUCCAGUGUGUUGAUGAAAGCAUGAUGGAUGUGCAGGAGUUUGUGUCAUACAUUAUAAACCGCAGUAAACCACCCACACCAUCAGCAUCUACUCCCUACAGACAAUUAAAGAGACUCCACUCCACUCAGUUUGAUGAGUCAGGCCGCAGAAUCUCAUGUGCCUUGAGCAGUACAAUCGGUCUGCAGCUUUUUUCAGUUUUGGAUGAUGGAUCAGGUUACGCUCCCACUGAAACUCUGCUCUACAGGUGGAUGGAAGAGGGAGUCGACAACAGCUCUGAGAUCCUGCAGGCUCUGGAUUUUAAUCUGGAAGGUAAUGUGAAUUUGUCUGAGCUGACUGUUGCUAUAGAGAAUGAACUGCUGAGCUCAAAGAACUCAAUCCACCAGGCGGCCCUAGUGAGCUUUAAGGCAGAAAUCAGACAUUUGCUUGAGUGUGUUGACCUGGAAAGACGUGAGAAGGAGAGAAUUCGUUCCGAUCUUGACAAAGCAGAGAAGCUCAAAUCUCAGCUGGCGUCUGAAGUGGAUGACCACCAUGCUGCUAUUGAGCGCAAUAAUGAACUCAAUCUCAGAAAGUUGGAGAAGGAAUAUAAAGAUAGUAUGAAUGCUCUGAGGAUGGAGCGAAGUAAAGAGGUGGAGCUUGUGCAGCAGCAUGCCAGUCAGCAACGAGAAGAGCUGGAAAAGGAAAUUGGCAAGAUGAGAGAAGAUGAAAACAUCCUACGAGAACACCUUACACUCAAUAUUAAAGAGAAUUGCCGUCUGGAAACCGAACUUCUCGAGAGCACAGAAAAACUGGUGAAGGCUGAAAACCAGAUUAACAAACUACAGAAAAACCUGGACAGUGUUUUGAAAGAGCGGUUUGGUGAUUUGGAUCCAGUCAGCGCGGAGUUCUACCAGCAAGAGGACCGUAUGAGACAGCUACGAGAGUACUAUGAGGAGCAGUGCAGGGAGUUGCAGGAUCAUAUAGAUGAGUUGGAAGCUCAGUUGGAGGAAUAUCAAACUUUAGGCAGCACCCCCACAACCCGUCCAGGACAGAGUUUGUCUGAUGAACUGGCUAGAAAAAGCCCAGACCCAGGUUCUCAGGAGCGACAUAUAUUAAACAUGAGUUUAGAGACAGAGAUGUUACUGGAGCAGCACCAAAGAGAGAUAGAAAACAUUCAGGCUAUGAUACAAGAAGAACAACGCAGCUCAGAAGAGGAAAGGAAUUGUCUUUCCCUGCAGCACCAAAAAGAGGUGCAGAUUUUGAGGGAGGAGAUGGCAAGAGAGCUAGAACGAGCAAACAAGCUGGAGCAGGAAUUGUCUGCCCUCCACACUCUCCACCAGCAUGAGCUCAGCUCUUUCACACAGAUGGCGCAGGACGCCAGGAGCCGUGCAGAGCAGCUGAAGGAGCAGGUGGGAGUUCUGGAGGAGAAACAGACUGCUUAUGAGGAGCAGAGCAGAGCGCAUGGAGAGGAGAUCAGCCUGAUAGAAUUGAAGCACCAGAAGGUGCUAGAGGCAAGUCUACAGGAGCAGAGAGAAAGACUGCAGGAAGAGAGGGAAAAAUGGGAGAUGAGGCUUACUGAGCACUGGAAACAAGCACAGGAGCAGUUGCAGAGGAGCCAUGAGGAGGUUCUAAGUGCUCAGUUUGAAGAGGUGCAGCAGAAAACAGAACAAGAGUGUUUUGAGAUGGAAAGGAGGCUCAGGGAGGAGUGGGAACGGGAGAGGCAGGAGUUGGAGGAGGUCAGUAAGGCGGCGCUGCAGGCUGUAAUAGAGGAGAGGAAAGAGAGCGAGAUGAGGCUCAGGCAGCAGUGGGAUGAGGAGCGUGCUUCAUUAGAGGAGAAGCAUCGUGCUGUUCUUAUGCAGCAUUUAGAGGAGGAGAGGGGACGCUUCUGUGCACAGCAGGAGGAGACUGAGAGCAUGAUGAUGGAGCACUGGGGUAGAGAGAGGGCUCAGCUAGAGAAAGAAAGUGAGGAGGUACUGCAAGCCUAUUUAAAGCUGGAAAGAGAGCAGCUGCAAGCAGAGAAAGAAGAACAAGAGUUGAGGUGGCAGCAGGUGCUGAAUGAAGAGCAAAAACGGAUGAAAGAGGCACACAGUGAGGCCAUGCAGGAGCUGAGCGCCAAACAUAGCAAAGAGAGAGAGAGACUCAGUGGCCUUCUGGAUAAAUUGAGCACUGACAUUGCAGAAGAGAGGAGUGAAGUAUGUCGUCUGGCUAAGGAAAACCUCAUUCUGAAGCACAAGAUCUCGAACGUGAGAGAGGAGGACCUGAGAGAGAACCAGGAGAACUUGAGACUUCAGCACAUCAAGCAGGGGAAAAGAACAGCACAAACGUUCCGUAGACAGCUCUCAGAGCCACGCCGUCUCGGACAGCAGCUGGAAGAAGAGAAUGUUUUAUUACAACAUACUUCAGAGCAUUUGUUUCGACAUACAGGCCAGGAAGUGAUGCGUCACAGCCCAGCCAAUGAAAUGAAUGGGUUCCAGCUGUUUGAUUGGGAGGAUUUUGUAUCCAGAUCAGAGAAGGAACUGCUUAGAGCUGAACUGCAUCGGUGCAUAGAAAAGGUGAUGUCACUGGACUCAUCUUUACAGAUGCUCACUCAGCAGAACGCUCAUCUUAAAUCUGACCUACGCAUCACACAACAAGAAAGAGAUGCCUUCAAACAGGAAGUGAUUUCACUACACAAACAAAUGCAAUCUGCUAAUGACAAGUUGUUGGAGGUCUCCGUUGUGUCUGCUGGUCAGCAGCAGGGGAGGCGUUUGUGGGCGGAGCUUUCAGGGCUGAUGGAGGCAGAGCAUGCCUCACUAAGAGAGAAGAACCAGCAACUCAAGCAACAGAUGAGUGAAAUUAGCUCAGAGCUCCAAACAGCAAAGGAGCAGAUCCGUCAGCUUGAGGCAUUGAGUAUGAAACAGAGAGGGUUGGUGAAAAGCGCAGAUCAAGAAAAAUCAGUCUUGAAACGUGAAAUGGAGGCUCUUCACACACAGCUGCUGUCAACACAGAACAAGGCUCAGCUGGCUGCAGUCUUGCCCUCAUCUCCACUACAGUUGCCAGGGGAACAGAGAAGACAGCACAAUAGUGAUGGCCCCAACUUCAACAUGAAGGACGAGCGGGAGGGGAUGCUGUUACAGAUGGAGGAGAGAUUGAGAGAGGUGGAGCUCAUGCUCAGAAACCUCAAACUAUUGCUACAGGAGAAAGUCACUCAGCUGAAAGAGCAGUUGACUAGGAACAGUGAAUCUGACGUGUUAAUUAAAGACCUGUAUGUGGAGAACGCUCAACUGCUCAAGGCCCUGGAGAAGACAGAGCAGCGGCAGAAAGUAGCAGAGAAAAAGAACUUCCUCCUGGAAGAGAAAAUUUCCAGCCUCAACAAGAUUGUCCGUGACCUGGGUCCUUCUCCGUUGACCUCUACGUCCUACCACUUUACACGCUCCUGAUUUGACACAGUUUUAUAAUUGAACAAACUCGCGUACUGAACUUCUUCAACUGUGCGCAACUCCAGGUUGCUCCGGGGGGAUUGUCCCUGUAAUAAGGGCUCUGUAAGUUGCUUUGGAUAAAAGCGUCUGCCAAAUGCAUAAAUGUAAACAUUAAAGGAAUGUUUCACCCAAAAAGGACAAAAACAACAACAACAAAAAACUCCAUAAAAGCAGUCCAUUUGAUCUGUGCUUUGCACUAUAUUUGAAUUCUUCUGAAGCCAUACAGUAUAUUUGUGUAAAGAAUGGACAGAAAUUGUAUUUAUUUGCUGAAAAUCUUCCCCUCUGCCCUAUCUCUCAAAUCUCAUUCACACUCAUUUUCAUCUCUGGGUGAACCAUCCCUGAAAGUCCAGCUAAAUGUUUAUUUGCUUUUAUAAUUUAUUAAUUGAUUAGGAAUUUAUAGAGGUGUUUAAAGGGAUAGUUUACCCAAAAAUUAUAAAUUCACUCAUUUCACCCUCAUGCUAUCCCAGAUGUAUAUGACUUUUUAUUCUGCAGAACACAAAUGAUUUUUAGAAGAAUAUCUCAGCUCUGUAGGUCCAUACAAUGCAACUGAAUCUUGUCCAGAAUUAUGAAUGUGAAAAAGCAUAUAAAGGCAGCAUAAAAGUAAUCCAUAAGACUACAUUGGUAAAAUCCAUAUUUUCACAAGUGAUCUGAUAGGUGUGGGAGGGAAAUAAAUCAAUAAUAAUAAACAAAUGUUUUACUCUUAAUCUCCACUUUCACUUCCACAUUCUUUUGUUUUUGCUGAUUUACAGUCUUCACAUACAUCGCCACCUUCUGUGAAGGAAGAAUUUAUCGUAAAAAAUGACUUUCUGAACCACACCUACAGUAUAUCACUUUCGAAGACAUGAAUUUAACCACUGGAGUCUUAUGGAUUACUUUUUUGCUGCCUCUGUGCUUUUUGGGGCUACAAAGUUCUGGCCAUCAUUCACUUCCAUGGACCUACAGAGCUGAGAUAUUCUGCUAAAAAUCUUAAUUUGUGUUCAGCAGAAGAAAGGAAGUCAUGCACAUCUGGGAUGUAAUACAAAUAUUUUUAAAUGGCCAAUGUCACUCUAUUUGUUCUGUUAAUUUUUGUUUGUUCUAGUGCAUUUUAUUUAGGUGGGAAUAUGUUAUAAACACUUUUACUUCAGUAUUAAGGAACUUUUGGUUCACAUUUUUUCGUAAUGUUGCUUCAGUUUCAGCAAGACCUUGUACUGUUUAUUUAUUUUAUGUACAUUUAUAUGCUGUAAUCAUGUAUUAUGAGCACUGUGAAUAUGAAUAAUAGGGAGCCUAUAAAAAUAUUUAUGUGGAGUGAAAGAAACUCAUGGUAACUAAACUAUAAUUUGUGCAUUAGAGGGGAAAUUGACUGGUUAUGCAGUUUCAUUUCAGUUGUCUAUUACCAUAGUGCUCUGUUUACGAGUUUGGAUACUUUGGAGAAAGCAUACAGAGAA